This is a messenger RNA of Esox lucius (northern pike), 3278 nucleotides long. RefSeq names its product selenoprotein O1 (gene selenoo1). The coding region runs from base 94 to 2160 and encodes 688 amino acids. Lineage: Eukaryota; Metazoa; Chordata; Actinopteri; Esociformes; Esocidae. The transcript is spliced from 9 exons. The record is from RefSeq and is a predicted model, not a curated record.
UUUGAAGUGUUGUUGACAUAACGCUCGUCACAAGGCGUAGUUAAUUUUGUAUUAACGAAAAGGGCUCUGCUGCCUACAAAUGGCUUUCGUUGGAUGGCUUGUUUAAAGGUUUGUUUUGCACGACCUACAUUACUAAGCGUUCGUGGUUUCGUGGUUAGAUUCUUUGCUAUCGGAAUGGACGGCAUGGGUCUGGCUGUCAGUCGUUCACCGCUCGAGCGCUUAGAGUUCGACAAUGUCGCACUCAAAAAACUUCCAUUGGAUACAUCAGAACGAGUAGGUCCACGAAGGGUAGAAGGUGCGUGUUUCUCACGUGUGAACCCACAACCAAUAGUCAACCCCAGGUUCGUCGCCGUCUCGAGUGAAGCGUUGGCAUUGAUUGGGCUGAAUGCCGAGGAGGUUCUGAAUGAUCCGCUGGGACCAGAGUAUCUAGGCGGCUGCAAGGUAAUGCCAGGGUCCGAGCCAGCCGCGCACUGCUACUGUGGUCAUCAGUUUGGUUCGUUUGCCGGCCAACUGGGGGACGGGGCUGCCUGCUAUUUGGGGGAAGUAAAAGCACCAGCUGAUCAGUGCCCUGAGCUACUGCGCGAGAACCCCAGUGGGCGGUGGGAGAUUCAGAUCAAAGGGUCUGGACUGACACCCUACUCCAGACAAGCUGACGGCCGGAAGGUUCUGCGCUCCAGCAUCAGGGAGUUUCUGUGCAGCGAGGCAGUGUUCGCUUUGGGGGUGCCCACCACAAGGGCAGGGUCCCUGGUGACCUCAGACAGCAAGGUGAUACGAGACGUGUACUAUAAUGGAAACCCCAGCAAGGAGAGAUGCUCUGUGGUCCUCCGCAUCGCGCCCUCCUUCAUCAGGUUUGGAUCAUUUGAGAUCUUCAAGGCGCCUGACGAGAGCACAGGGCGCCAAGGCCCGAGCUACCGCCACGAUGAGAUCAGAGGUCAGAUGAUGGAUUAUGUCAUAGAGACCUUCUAUCCGGAGAUCCAGCAGAAUCACACCGACAGAGUGGAGCGCAAUGUGGCAUUUUUCAGAGAGGUGAUGCGGCGAACUGCUCGGAUGGUCGCCCUGUGGCAGUGUGUGGGUUUCUGCCAUGGAGUCCUCAACACGGACAACAUGAGCAUCCUGGGCCUUACUCUGGACUACGGCCCCUACGGCUUCAUGGACAGGUUUGAACCUGACUUCAUCUGCAACGCCUCCGACAACUCAGGCCGCUACUCUUAUCAGGCCCAACCUGCUGUGUGUCGCUGGAACCUGGCUCGCCUAGCUGAGGCCCUGGACCCAGAGCUGCCUCCAAGCCGGGCAGAGGCUGUCCUGGAUGAGUACAUGCCCGUCUACAAUGCCUUCUAUCUGGGUAACAUGAGGAGGAAGCUGGGUUUGCUGAGGAAGGAAGAGCCAGAGGACGAGAUGCUGAUCACCGAGCUGCUGCAGACCAUGCACAACACUGGAUCAGACUUCACCAACACAUUCCGCUGUCUGAGCCAGAUCCCUUGCCCCACUGAAGGCAGUGGGGAGGCAGAGGGAGGAAUCCUCAAAAUGGCCACAGACCUUCUUCUGGAGCAGUGCGCCUCUCUGGAGGAACUUAAGGCUGCCAACAAGCCCAGCAUGGACCCACGUGAGUUGGCCAUGCUGCUGCAGUUAGGCCAGAGCAACCCGUCCCUGCUCCAGAUGCUCAGCAGCCAGAGGACCGUGGCCAUACAGCUGGAGAAGCUGGCCAGGCUGAAGGAGCUGCUUGAGGCUGACGAAGAGGAGGUCAAGGCCAAGCAUAGAGAGGACUGGACUGCCUGGGUCACUGCAUAUAGGAAGCGUCUGGCUGUGGAGUUUGAGGGACAGAGUGACAUCCAGGCACUGCAGGAAGAGAGGGUGAAGGUGAUGGACAACACCAACCCACGCUACGUCCUCAGGAACUACAUUGCCCAGAAUGCAAUAGAGGCGGCUGAGAAUGGAGACUUCACAGAGGUCCAGCAGGUCUUAAAAGUCCUGCAGAAGCCUUUCACUUUCACCCAGCUGGGUCUGGAGAAGCCAAGAGGGCUGCGACCGGGUCGGAUGGAGGAGCACGGGGAGAGGGAUGAUGGAGGGCAGCAGGAGUCUGAACCGGCAGCAUCAUCCCGGAUGAGUGUUCCCUAUGACAGCAAGCCCCCGGUUUGGGCAAAUGAAAUCUGUGUCACCUGAUCUUCAUAGUACCUUCCCUGACAGUCAACCCACCCAAAGGUACAAGAGAGUCUCACUUGGUCAUCUCUUUUCUCUCUUGACCUGGAGGGGGGGGGCGGGCAUGUCUAGGAAGGUACAUUGAGGUUCGAUGCUCUUAUGUUAACCAGUCAGCCCAUAGAUAUACAAGGUUUGGGAAAAUGCAACAUCCCCAGAAAUCUGAAAUCACAAGUUUAGGACAUGUCGUGUCUUUAGCAGCUUUGUUGUCUUUUAUAUACACUGAACAAAAAUGUAAAAGCAACAUGGAAUAAUUUGAAAGAUUACUGUUCAUAUAAAGAAUGAGACAAUUCAAAUGGAUACAGUACCGGCCCAAAAGUGUUUUUACUGGUACUGUGCAUUAGACCCUGGAUUUCACUGAGAAAUAACCUUUUUUUGUGUUUGGAAAUUGUCUGGGAUCUUUUAUUUCAGUUCUUGAAACACUGGACCAACAAUUUAGAUGUUGCUUGUAUAUUUUUGUUUAGUAUAGCUCUCUGUGUACAUCUGUAUAGUUUAUUGGCUGUCUGGUUAUGAAUGACGGCUUAGACAUUCAAUCCUACAGGGAACUGUCUGGGUCUGAGAGACUAAGAGAAUCCCCUCUACCAAGAUUCUGUGUGUGUGUGAAAGGGAAUGAUUGAAUCAUGCAAAUUGCAUAUAAUAAUGUGACUAAGCUGCAAAUGACUUUACGCACAAGUAUAAAGUAACAUUUAUUUCACCAUUGUACAUUGUCAUAGAAACUGUAACACUGACCACGUAAUGGUUAAUUGUAGAAAUAUUACUCAACAGUAUUGCAUUAAGUAGGUGAAAACAACUGUAUUUUCCAGGAAGCUUCAAAACUCCAAUAUUAAACUGAAUAUUGGUUUAAGGUUAGGAAAUGAUCAUAAAAAUGUAUUGGUUGAGAUAUAUUUUAGGACUUGAUAUGCAAAUGAGAUGCCACAACGCUAAGGGGUUUGCUUUUUUUCACUUGUAACUUUAAUUUCUUUGAAACUGAUAUUUUCUAGCCCCAACAACUGAUAUUGAAAAAGCCAUUGCGUUUAAAUUAUAUUUUUGUAAGGUUUUACCCUGAUACUUUUUGUGAAGUGAAAACUAAAUGGAACUGUAUGCUA